Molecule: messenger RNA, 5381 nt
Organism: Oncorhynchus mykiss (rainbow trout)
Lineage: Eukaryota; Metazoa; Chordata; Actinopteri; Salmoniformes; Salmonidae
Source: RefSeq, a predicted model, not a curated record
UCCGCCAGUCCUUUUCAGAAGCGGGGGGAGAGCAUCACAGAGAAAGCGCUCUCUAGCUUCGGAUACCGUGUACGACUCGGACGAAUUCAUAUCCCAACAUCAACCAGAGCAGGGGUCAGCGGACCAACGCAUACAACCUGGGAAAUUACAUUUUUUUAAAAUGGAUUCCUCUGGACAUUUCCUUCGUCGAAAGAAGACCUCAUCAAAUUGACUUCAUAGACACAGAAUCAUUACGCUGGUCACCCAAGAAGAGCCUAGAGGACUGUGAUGAAGACUCUGGAGGAGCCGCCCUACCUGACAGUGGGCACUGAUGUCAGCGCCAAGUACAGAGGUGCUUUCUGUGAGGCCAAGAUUAAGACUGCCAAGAGACUGGUCAAGGCCAAGGUGACCUUUAAACCAGACCUGACCACAGUGGAGGUCCAUGAUGACAGCAUCCAAGGCCCUCUGAAGGUUGGUGCUGUAGUAGAGGUGAAGAACCCUGAUGGAGUGUACCAGGAAGCCUCCAUCAACAAGCUGACAGACUGCAGUAUAUACACUGUUGUGUUUGAUGAUGGUGAUGAGAAGACACUGAGGCGUUCCUCUCUCUGCCUGAAAGGAGCACGUCACUUUGCAGAGAGCGAGACACUAGAUCGCCUCCCUCUCACCAACCCUGAGCACUUCGGCACUCCUGUCAUCGGCAAGAAGGGGAACCGGGGACGCAGGUCCAAUCCAGUUCAGGAGGAGGAGCCAUCUUCGUCGUCUAGUGAAGAGGAGGAGAGUGACGGGAGACAGAAUGAAGAGCUGUUUGGGAAGGUGGUGUGUGUUGAGGGGGGUUCUGCCUCUACUGGAGACUGGAAGAACAAGACCACAGCGUGGUACCCUGCCGUGGUCAUCACCCCAGACUGCCAUGAAGAGGCCAUCAUAAAGAAAGACAGCAUCUUCAUCCGCUCCUUCAAGGAUGGCAAAUUUAACACAGUGCUGAGAAAGGACGUGAGGGUGAUGGACACAGACUCCCCUCCUAAUGCUGACGCAGGGCUCAAACCAGCGCUGGAUGAGGCUCUGGAGUUUGUGCAUCAGGCGGCAGUGCCCAGCUCCUGGAGGACAGAGGUGAAGGACGAGAGUUCCAGCAGUGAGGAAGAUGGUGAUGAUGAUGAUGAUGAGGAAGACCAGGAGGAAGACGCCAGCGAUGAAGAGGAGGAGGAAGUGGAGCCCUUCCCCGAGGAGAGAGAGAACUUCUUGCAGCAGCUAUACAAGUUCAUGGAGGACAGAGGAACCCCCAUCAACAAGAAACCAGUGCUGGGCUACAGGAACCUGGACCUCUUCAAGCUCUACAGACUGGUGCAGAAACUGGGAGGCUUCCAUGAUAUUGAGAGUGGAUCCGUAUGGAAGACUGUCUACCAGGCUCUGGGAAUCCCUGUGCUUAACUCUGCCGCCGGCUACAACGUCAAAUGUGCUUACCGCAAGUACCUGUAUGGGUUUGAGGAAUACUGCACCUCCUGCGUCAUCACUUUCCGUAUGGACCUACCCCUGAAGCAGCCCAAGGCGGAGGGGGAGAGUGGGGAGGCAUGGUCAGGGGGAGCCACUUCCGUCCCCCCUGUAGCCUCCUCCAGCUGUGGAGAGGAACAGAAGCAGAAUGUAUCUGAGAAAUCCUCAGCGAGCUCAGAGACCAGCAGCGCUCAGCCUGACAUCUACAAGGAGGAGAAGACUGAGCUGACCAAGGACAAACCUGAGACAGAACCUUUGAAGCCUGUGCAGCAGAUGGCUGAAAGGGAAGGUGAUGAUGACAAUGAGGAAGAAGAUGAUUAUCACAAGCAUGAGUCUGAUGAUGAAGACUGGCCUUCAUUUGCUCGCCUCAGAGUGAAGCUGGAACCUUACGAUGAGGAGCAGGAGGAAGGGAAGGAGGAGGACAUCUCUGGGGAUGAGAGCUGCAGUCGGGAGGGCGAUGGUGGUGAUGAGGAUCUGGGGGAGGAAGGGGAGGAGUUUGAGUGUUAUCCCCCGGGGAUGAAGGUGCAGGUGAGGUAUGGGUGCGGUCGCAGCCUGAAGACGUACCAGGCCACUGUGAAAGAGGCUGACGUGGAGGGGGGAGAGGUGCUCUACCUGGUUCACUACUGUGGCUGGAACGUCAGAUAUGAUGAGUGGGUCAAAGCCGACAAGAUUGUCCGUCCGGCCAAUAAGAAUGUUCAGAAGAUCAAGCAUCGCAAGAAAAUAAAGAACAAAGCGGAGAGAGAGCGCAACCGCCUGGAACGACUGAACCAGGACCUGGGGAGUCCGUCCCCCAACAACCUACGUGUCCCCCGCCCCUCCUCCAAACUCCUCGGCCCUGGCUAUGGCUCAUGUCCCGGCUUGGCCCACGAGCUCCAUGUCUUCUCCAAGAUGGAGGACGCCUCAGAUAGUUCAACAGAUGACAUUGAUCACCAGGAUGAGGAGGGUGAUUGUGAAGACGAAGAUGACUGUCCAGGGGGGCGCUGCGGUCUCAGAAAGGGGUGUACCCCAGAACAUGUCAGAAAGGGGGGUACCUCAGAACAUCUCAGAAAGGGGGGUACCCCAGAACAUCUCAGAAACGGGGGUACCCCAGAACAUCUCAGAAAGGGGGGUAACCCAGAACAUCUCAGAAAGGGGGUUCUGCCUGAACCACCUCACGCCUUAGACCACUGGGAGGGUGCCACCUUUACCGAUGUCCUCAAAACCCCAUUGAUUGCAGGAAAUGGCCAAGAACCAAUCAACAAAGAUACCCCGGAGGCGGUGAAAUGGCGAAGCCAACCAGUGUUUGAGGGUGAGAGGGAGGGGCCGGGUAGCUCUGCCUCGAGGAAGAGGAAGUCAGAGGGAGCAACCCGGGAGCGGUCGGAACGCACCCCUAAAGGACCCCUGUCCAAAACCAAGCUCCCCACCCGGAGCAUCAGGAACGCUGACUGGCUGUCGAGAGACCCCAGGAAGGCCAGGGAGAGAGGAGGAGGGGAGGAGAGAGAAGGAGGAGGAGGGGAGGAGAGAGGAGGAGGAGAAGGAGGAGGGCCAGGGGAGGAGAGAGGAGGAGGAGGGCCAGGGGAGGAGAGAGGAGGAAGAGGAGGACCAGGGGAAGAGAGAGGCGGACCAGCAGGAGGAGGCUCUUCUGGUAGCAGCUCAGACGAUGAGGGAGGAGCACCACCUCCCACUGAUCCCAACCAAUCAGAGACCGACCGAGAGAGAGAGCAACCCAGUUCCUGUCCAAAAUCCAAACCUUCCCCCUCCAAAAAGUACAACGGCAUGAAGGACAAGACCGACAAAGGAGGCGGGAGUGGCAGUGGCGCCCGCCCUGCGGGAUUCUGGGAUAUUCCUGAGAAGAGGGCCAAGAUGGCUGCUACAGCGGAUGAGAGGGAGAGGCAGGUUGGUGGGGGGCGCACCAAGGGCCAGAAGGAUGUGUGGUCCAGUAUUCAGGCCCAGUGGCCCAAGAAGACCCUGAAGGAGCUGUUCUCUGACUCCGACACAGAGGCUGCUAACUCCCCUCCUCCCCCUGGAACGGCCCAGUCCUUCUCAUCAGGCCUGGAGGAGAGGGAGAGCAAGGGGGAGCGGAACGGGGAUGGAGACGAGGCAGGAAGAGGCCCGGAGAGGGAGGACCCUGGGACCUCAGAGGAGAACAAGGAGAAGGAUAGGAGGAGUGAGCAGGAGGAGUUCCCCCCCAGCGGCUCUAACUCAGUCCUCAACACCCCUCCUACAACCCCAGAGUCCCCCUCCAUGGAAGGUAUUAGUAGUGGGGCCAUUGCGCAAAGCUCUGGGACUGGUUCAAACUGGACUCAGCCCUCCUCUCCUCCCCCCUCCACAGGGACCCCUGCACUGUGUAAAACCCCCUCCUCUGACCCCCUGACUCCAGGAUACCCCAACCCCCGGACUCCAGGACACCCCAACCCCCUGAAUCUGGGGUUGACCCCAGGACACCCCAACCCCCUGACCUCAGGACACCCCAAUCCCCUGACACCAGGACACCCCAAUCCCCUGACACCAGGACACCCAAACCCCCUGACUCUGGGGUUGACUCCAGGACACACCAACCCCCUGACCCCAGGACACCCCAACCCCGUAACUCCAGGACACCCCAACCCCCUGACCCCAGGACACCCCAACCCCCUGACCCCAGGACACCCCAACCCCCUGACCCCAGGACACGCCAACCCCCUGACUCCAGGACACGCCAACCCCCUGACUCCAGGACACCCCAACCCCCUGACUCUGGGGUUGACCCCAGGACACCCCAACCCUCUGACCCCAGGACACCCCAACCCCCUGACUCCAGGACACCCCAACCCCCUGACUCCAGGACACCCCAACCCCCUGACCCCAGGACACCCCAAUCCCCUGACCCCAGGACACCCCAACCCCCUUCCGGGUCACAGUGAGACAGAAACCAGUACGGUGGAGGUGGAGAGUCUGGACCAGGACUUACCCCCAGUGUCUGCCAGUCACAAGCGUCAGAAGGAACAGCAGGCAGGUGGAGCAGCAAAGAAACCCAGGCCAAACAGAAAGAGCUCAGUGCCUCCCAAGAAGAACAACAGGAAAACUGCCCACAGCAGUGACAGUGAAGACCAGUUAGUGGGUGAGAGUAUGGCUAAGUCUUCAGCCUCCAAGACCCAUGGUGCAGCAGACAUGAAGGGGUCCAUCUCCCCCAAGUGUCUCAGCCAGGGACAGGUUGAGGGACACACCCCUCCAUCCAGCCAGAAGUACCACAAGGAGCAGCAGCAUGGGUACCCUGACCACAGAGCGCACAAUGGCAGAACACCAUCCGUCUACAAGUGGAGCGUCCAGAUGUCGGACCUGGAGAAGAUGUGUAGUCUGGAGAGGAUUUCCUUCCUCCAGGAGAAGCUGCAGGACAUCAGGAACCACUACCUGUCUCUCAAGUCUGAGGUGGCAUCCAUCGACAAACGACGCAAACGCAUCAAGAAGAAAGAGAGAGAGAGUACAGUGGCUGCAUCUUCCUCCUCCUCCUCUUCCUCGUCCCCGUCCUCCAGCUCUCUAACAGCAGCGGUGAUGUUGACGCUAGCCGACACUCCUGUGUCGUCCUCUUCCUCCUCUCAGAACUCUGUGGUGUCUGUAGAGUGUAGGUGACAGGACACCCCUCACCCUCCCAACCUUCUGAGGCCCAGGACACAGCACUGAGCACCAAACCAGCACCACCCUGGUCCAACACCCAGGCCCCGUCAGCAUCCACCCAAGACACACAACGUUUCCCCAGGCCCCAUAACCUCCACCUAUACCCUAUAUUCACCCUGACCCAACAGAACAGCCCCCAACCAGGCACCAUCACCCUCAUCUCCACCACUCCCAAGCCCAACUGACAACCCACCCAGGCCCCUCCACACCAACACCCUUCCAACAGAACUGACAACCCACCCAGGCCCCUCCACACCAACACCCUUCCAACAGAACUGACAACC